UUCGCGAAGGUCCAGCGCCCUAGAAACGUGUCCCGCGCGCCACGCCGUCUGUUUCCAAGGCAACCCGGGCGCCUGUUAGCAACCGCGCUCGCGGCCCGGGUGUGUUCCCCGCGCCCCCAGGCCUGCCAUGGCGGCCGCCGGGCCCAGCGUGUUCCUCCUCAUGGUCAACGGGCAGGUGGAGAGCGCCCAGUUCCCGGAGUAUGACGAGCUCUACUGCAAGUACUGCUUCGUGUACGGCCAGGACUGGGCCCCCACGGCGGGCCUGGAGGAGGGCAUCUCACAGAUCACAUCCAAGAGCCGGGACGUGCGGCGAGUGCUCGUGUGGAACUUCCCCAUCGACGUCACCUUCAAAAGCACCAACCCCUAUGGCUGGCCUCAGAUCGUGCUCAGCGUGUACGGACCGGACGUGUUCGGGAACGACGUGGUCCGAGGCUACGGGGCGGUGCACGUGCCUUUCUCGCCCGGCCGGCACAAAAGGACCAUCCCCAUGUUUGUCCCAGAAUCCACGUCCAAACUGCAGAGGUUCACGAGUCAGUCUGCUCCCCGAGGAAGUCGCCCUCGGUGGCGCCGGGCCAGGACCAGGAGGACCCGGGCCUCGCUGGGCCUCGCUGGGCCCUCCCGCAGCUGCCGUGACCCCUGGCCCCGCCACCCCAUCGGGGACUGGUUCAUGGGACGGCGGCCCGAGUUCACGGACCCCAAGGUGGUGGCCCAGGGAGAAGGCCGGGAAGGGCUUCGUCACCCUGCUCCUCAACGUCGUGACCAAGGACAUGCGGAAGCUGGGCUACGACGCGGGGCCCGCGGACUUGCCCGGCACCUCGGGGCCCGGCCCGGCCCAGGGCGCCCUCCCCUGAGGCUGCGGCCACACGUCCCUCGGCCGCCCGUCGGUCCCCUGCUGGGAGCGCAGCCCGGGGCAGUGUUUUUAUACAAUAAAGGGUCACGUUUGCACCUGUUAGCACCUGCCCGUGGGCGCACUCGCCUCAGUGUGCACCGCAGCCCUGCAGGCUCGAGGGAGGGGGUCCCCUCUGGCCCGAAGCCCCAGGGACCCAAGACGGCAAACGCAGCCCCCGCCCUCACCCCUAGGAGGGGUCUGCAUCCGCCGCAGGCUGGGGGCGCGGUAGGACCUGCCUUGCCAGGGUCCUCGGCAGGAAGGGGCAGGGCCUGUCGGCAGCAGAGCCGAGCGCACCCCUGGACAGCUGCCCCCGCCUGCCUCCCGUUUGCAGCCAGCAGAGACAGGCUGAGCCUCCCUGCUGGGACCCCCAGCAUUCCCGGCCCUCAACGCCCCAUGGUCCUGACAACUGGGGACCCUGCCUGGGUCUUCUGUCCCUCAACCCCAGCCCCCCACCUGCAGCUUCAGGGGACGCCUUGGGGUACAGAGCAGCACCCCCCAAUCCCCUAUGCUUUCUCCAUCAACGCACCGGCAGUGCAGGCUGGCCCAGUCACCCCCACCCCAGGUUCCUCGGGCGCCUCCUCUUCUCACCACUACCCUCUGCCCACUGCCCCAGGAGAUGGAACCUGCCAGAAGGAGCCAUCAGGGCUGACCCUGCACCACCCUUGGCCUUAGUUCAGUGGUGCCACCAGGGGUGUCCUCUCCCACUGGGGCUCCAUGUCCCCGAACCUGCCUGUCACAGCCCGCUGUCUUCACUGCGCACUCGGGGUGUCAGUGAAACCCCACUUUCAGCCCCAGUCUCCAGAAAGGAUGCUGCUCCUGUUUCCCGGCCCUUGCUGUCCCCCAGCCUGUGCCCCUCAGCCUCAAGGGGUAGCAUUUUCCUCCCACACCCCACGUACCUGGGCCCAGAAUUGGGCUGUUUCCUUGAGCUCUCACGAGCGUUUCCAGAAUGUUCCUCACCCCCCCUGUCCCAGCCCGGCUCCCUGGAAGCCCAAGCGCUGACCCUGCCUGGGUCCUGAGCCCCCGGCCUCCCUCAUCUUGACCACGUCACAUCCACACGGUCGGCCCCUGCAUGGCCCUCACCACUCCCGGCCUCCCCCCCGGCAGCCACCCCCACCCGGGGAGGCCGUAUCACCUCUGAGACCCAGGCCGAGUGCCCCCCACCUGGACCCCCAGGCCGCUGCCCCAGACCCUUCACCCCCAGGCCCCCACACCCUUCCACCCGCCCGGUGGCCCCCGGCCCCUCCUCAUUUUAUCACAGCCACGACCCCACACCUUGUCUCCCAGCCCGAACCUCCAACUGCACCCCAGUGGCCUGGCCCUCCACUGUCCCAAGCAUCAGAACGCAGUCAAGGGAGCAGGGUCCCCCGACCAGCUCCCCUAAAUCCACUGUCCCAGUCCUGAGCAGGCCUGUCCUUGGCCCUGUCCCCCUUCAAUUCUCUGGGGAACCCGCUCCGUUUUUCUCCUUGAGGGCCCACGAGGGCACGGACAAUCCUGAAACCUGCCCUGCGACAGCCCGCACGUGUGCACGGGACCCCAUUCUCUGGCUUCCCCAAGGAUGUGGCACCCACACUUCACCCCUCUUGUGCCCUGUGUGUCACCCUUUACAAGGCCAUCGCAUCAGUCCCUGAACAGGCUCCUGAGGAAACCAAACUGCAAGACCUCCCGAGCCCCCCAGGGAAGGACUGGAGCAUGGCCAGGCCCCAUGGUGGCUGGGGUCCCCGCCCUUGGCUCCCCAACACAGGGUCCGCACAGUGGUUAUGCACCCGGCUCCCGACUCCUUGUUAUUGUUGGGCUGGGGGAGCAGGCGACUGGGGGUGAUGGGGCAUCGCCCAGGGACUGGGGGGCCUCUUCAGACGUCCCCCUGGGAGAGGGCCGACGUUCCCGGGUGGGAAGACGCAUGAGCAGGGGGACCCAGGGCACGAGGGAAGCACCCGAAUGCGGGUGGGAGGUGCAGCCGGCCCCCCACCCGCUCCUGCCCCUCGGGUCCCCGAGUCCCUGCCGGAGAGCCGCCUGCCGGCCUCGGACUUCAUAAGAAAUCGGCUUUCGUGGGUUGAGCCGACAGCACGGGGAGGCCCAUCACGGCAGCACGACCCAGGGCAGCCCGACUGCUGACCUCCCUGUGCUGUCGCCGUUCUGGGAGUGGCUCCUCAAGCCUCCCCAAGCCCCCUGCUCCAGGCCCUUCUGGCCAGGGCUCGGGCUGCAGCUUCCGGCUCCUGGAAGGACACAGGGGGCCCAGGCAUGGAACAGAGGAGUAGCCGGGUUUGCAGGCAGCAGUGUCAGGCUCAGGGCAGCCAGAGCAGGGGCCAGGGCAGGUUCCCAGGAGGGGCAAGGGUUCCUGCCCCCCGCAGCCCCCGGCACGUCUUGGGUCCUCUCCAGCAACCGUCCCUUAUUGUGACACCCUCACCUCAGCCUUGCGCUACCUACAACGCGAGUGCUUCUCCCAGCCCUGCCUGGAAAGUCGCCAUCCCUCAGCCACUGCCCCAUCUCUGAUCACUGGUCCUGAGGGGACGGGUCCUCUGUAUCGUCAGCUACAACCAUGAUGGAGCUGCGUAACAAACAAUCCCAGAACAGUGCCUGUGCCAGUUUGAGUGUAUUGUGUACCCCAAAUGCCAUUAUCUUUGUGGUCUUGUGGGACAGACGUUUUGGUGCUGGUUGGAUUUGCUUGGAAUGUGCCCCACCCAGCUCUGGGAGAUGAUUC
This is a messenger RNA of Choloepus didactylus (southern two-toed sloth), 3587 nucleotides long. It is a transcript of the gene B9D1, whose product is annotated as B9 domain containing 1. NCBI's taxonomy places the organism in Eukaryota, Metazoa, Chordata, Mammalia, Pilosa, Megalonychidae. The transcript is spliced from 8 exons. Gene Ontology annotation, cellular component: MKS complex. Gene Ontology annotation, biological process: cilium assembly. The record is from RefSeq and is a predicted model, not a curated record. Bases 128 to 1561 code for a protein of 477 amino acids.